Molecule: messenger RNA, 371 nt
Organism: Saccoglossus kowalevskii
Lineage: Eukaryota; Metazoa; Hemichordata; Enteropneusta; Harrimaniidae
Product: multidrug and toxin extrusion protein 1-like
Biological process (GO): xenobiotic detoxification by transmembrane export across the plasma membrane
Cellular component (GO): membrane
Molecular function (GO): xenobiotic transmembrane transporter activity; antiporter activity
Source: RefSeq, a predicted model, not a curated record
AUGGAAGAAGAUUCAAUACUAUCAACAUACAAAGAUCUAAGAUGCAAAAAUUGUUGUCAUGGUAAUUUGGCAUCAUGGAGAAGAGAAUUUAAAGAAAUCUUUAAAUUAGCAUGGACUACUAUUAUAUUUACCAUUGCUUUCGGGUCAUUUAAUGUCAUGAAUAUCAUAUUUUGUGGUCAUCUUGGUAAAAAAGAACUUGCUGCAGCAUCACUUGGAUUGUCAAUCUAUGGUAGUGAAAAUAAGAAACAUGUUGGAAUUGUACUGCAAAGAAGUUUACUUAUUAUGGGUCUUGGAUGUAUAUUAAUAUGGGCACUUUAUGUCAAUGUGGAAUAUAUAUUGAUUGCAUUUCAAAUUGAUAGGGACGUAGCCAG